Molecule: messenger RNA, 1701 nt
Organism: Eufriesea mexicana
Lineage: Eukaryota; Metazoa; Arthropoda; Insecta; Hymenoptera; Apidae
Product: p21-activated protein kinase-interacting protein 1-like
Exons: 3
Coding region: 121-1689 (522 amino acids)
Molecular function (GO): protein binding
Source: RefSeq, a predicted model, not a curated record
UGAUAAUCAUAACAAUCGUCAGUUGCAUGGGAAAUCGGUUUUCGUACGGUAGAGUCGAUCAAUUCGAUUUCACGAUUGAGCUAUUUUUAUUCGUAGGCAUUGGUUUGUUUGAAUUAAACCAUGCCGGAUCCAUUCGAAAUAGUCGUAGGAACAUACGAGCAAUAUUUGCUCGGUUAUAAAGUAAACAAUAUCGUUAACGAAUACAAGAUGGAAAAAACUUUCGCCACUCAUAGUCAUGUCGGUAGUAUACGUAGCGUUGCUAAUAACAAACAUUAUUUAGCGUCUAGCGGAGCAGAUGAUUCUGUUUAUCUGUACGAUUUGCGUUCCAGAGUAGAAACUGGUAGAUUGAUACAUCAUAACGAUACUGUUAAUUGCAUUGCAUUUACCCCUGAAGCAUCUCACUUAUUUACAUGCAGUAACGAUGGAACUAUAGCUGCAGUUCGGUGCGGAAAUUGGCAACUAGAGAAACAUUGGCAGAAACCGCAUAAGGGUUUCGCUGUAAAUACCUUGGCUAUUCACCCGACAGGAAAAAUAGCAUUAUCUACCGGAGCAGAUGGUAUCCUUAGAACAUGGAAUUUAGUUAAAGGGCGACAAGCGUAUGCAACAAACUUAAUGCCAAGAUUGAAAUUGGAUGCUAAAAAUGUGAAUGUUCUGAAAUGGAGUCCCAAUGGUGAAAAGUAUUUGUUAGCUGUGAAUCAAAGGAUAGAUGUAUAUUCCGUAGAAUUAGCGGGGAUCGAUAGCGAAAUUAAAUUCGAUUCAAAAAUCGUUUGUGUAGAAUUCUUGAAGGACGAUUUAAUUGCCGUUGGUUUGGAAAAUGGUCAGAUCAAGUUUUAUGACCUUGAGAAAUCAGUUCAAACCGUAGAAGCGGUUGCGCAUGAUAUACGAGUGAAAUGUAUGGCUUUCAAGGACGAUUUAUUAGUUACCGCUUCCAGUUCGGGAGAAAUUAAACUAUGGAGAUAUCGUAAACAUAAAUUGGAUAUGCUGCAAACUGUCAAUUGUGGUGCUCGAAUUACCUGUUUGUCCCUUGCGAGUUCGUAUAAGAAUCUCGUAUGCGAUGAAGAAAUAAUAGAACCAGAGAAUGGAGAAGAGAUGAAGGAGAAGAAGAAGAAGAAGAAGAAGAAGAAGAAGAAGAAGAAGAAGAAAAAUUUCAGACUUGGACAGGAAGUGGUUGUCGAAAACGAAAGUGAUCGGGAAACAAUUUGGACCGAUGACUCGCGUAUGAAAUUAACGAAAAAAAAAUCAAAGAAAAAAAGGAGUAUAGAAGAGGUGCAAACUGCAAUUAUUCCAGAUAAAAAAAGGAAUAAAUCGAUUUUAAGGAAAAAGAAGGUAGAAGACGAUACAACGAUUGAUAACAGUAAUUAUUUACCUAAGAAGAAGAAGCGUAAGUCGUCGAAUAACGAUGACGGCAGUAUCAAUUAUGUUAACGAUAAGAAGGAAAAGGAAAGUUGGAAUAGAGAUAGAAAGAAACGUUUUAUACCUUCGGAGGAAAAUAAUAAUACAUGUUUUAAGAGAGCAAGAAAAUGGAACGAGAAGACUUCGGAACAGGGUAUCGCUGGAAAAUUGAACGAAUCGGAAGUGAAAUGGAUGGAAUGGAAAGAAAACGGCAAGGUUCUUUUGAAAAAAAGGAAAAAGGAAAAAGUCGUGGAAGAGAAUGGGCCGAGUUUAAAGAAAAAGAAGAAGAAACAAUGAAAGAGCGGCGAA